AUGACUAGCGCGGUAACAGCAUCAAUUGCAUACUCUUUGGUUUCCAUCUGGCCACGUGCCGUUCGAACUGGGCCCCCAAACCAUUGUCGACGAUAUCACCGAGAUUUCCGGGAGAAACCGCGAUCGUAUGCUUUCGUUGGCGACUUCGGUUCCUAUCCUGAUCACCACAGCUUCCGAAUCUACUAUCAACGUGUCAUAACUAUCGCCAGGCUUUGUACAUUGCGGGCGGGCAUGGAGAGCUUUAGGACUCUGCUAGCAUCACCGUCCACGAGGUAUAGAACCGGCUACGGCUGCAGUUGGAGCGUCUCCGUAACCAUACAUAAACAUUCUCAAAUAUUGAAGAGCCAGUAUAUCAUCUAG
Molecule: messenger RNA, 360 nt
Organism: Colletotrichum truncatum
Lineage: Eukaryota; Fungi; Ascomycota; Sordariomycetes; Glomerellales; Glomerellaceae
Source: RefSeq, a predicted model, not a curated record